AUCUGAAUGUUCUUUUAGGACUGCAAAGAUUCCAAACCAAAUUUUUUCUGAGGGGAUCAUCAAAUUAUGAGACUAUAACAGGUUACCAGAAAAUUAUAGAAAAGUAGAAAUGUCAAGAGAUCAGACAGGCCGGCCGCGUUCAAAUCAUUUUGUCGAUAGUUUAAAGUUUCUAUCCUGCUAGAAGUCUUAUAUGCUUUAGUUUGCUCAUUCAAAUGUAAUGAGUAAUCAGAGUUGUUGCUGUUUUCAAUUAGGGGACAAGAUUGUAUUUUUAUUUGUUGACACCUAUUGAUGUUGGACUGCUGCCAAUGAAGGACUUUUAUUAUAACAUGUAGCACACACCUCAGUACCACACGCGGUUUCCUGUGUGAGUUUAAAAAAAAAAAAAAAAAAAACAGCUAGCGAGCGGUACAGCUAGCACCAGGACGUUAACGACGAAGUUUCACCUUAGUGGUACGGUACAGUCACGAGAGAAUAAGCAGUUUUCACGGGUAGCCUAAUUAAAUGCCAUUUCUGGUAUAUAAGGACGUCUGUUUUCCUUCUAUGAAUAUCUGCCGUUUCAUAUUCAGUUUACCCUGCGGGACACACGACGACAUUUCUUCACUGUAUGAAUCAGCCGUAGUUGAGUUGAUGUAGGAGGGGUGGUGGUAAGAUAGCUACAUUUCAAACGAGUCUGAACAGUCGGGGCGGACAUCCUGAUCGUAAGCACUUGCGUUCUCUUGUGUCGGCGAGUCUCAUACUCUCAUAAUGUUUAGCUGGUCCAAAGACGGGAGGAAAAAAGAUCCAGAAUUGUUUCAGAAUGUCACAGAGGGGCUACGUCGGUUGUACCGAACUAAACUCUUUCCACUGGAAGACGCUUAUCGUUUCCACGAGUUCCACUCGCCGGCACUGGAGGACGCCGAUUUUGACAACAAACCCAUGGUACUCUUGGUAGGUCAGUACUCGACCGGCAAAACAACCUUUAUUAGGCACUUGAUGGAGCAGGACUUCCCAGGUAUGAGGAUAGGUCCAGAGCCAACUACAGAUUCCUUCAUUGCCGUGAUGCACGGUGAGCAGGAAGGUGUGAUACCUGGAAACGCCCUGGUAGUUGACCCGAAGAAACCCUUUCGAAAACUGGACGCUUAUGGCAACGCUUUUCUCAACAGGUUCAUGUGCGCUCAGAUGAACAACCCAGUCUUGGAGAGCAUCAGCAUCAUCGAUACUCCAGGAAUCCUGUCUGGAGAAAAACAGAGAAUCAGCAGGGGUCAGUCACUCAGAGAGUUCUCACAGAACUCUCUUUCUCCCUCCUUUCUCUUUCUCCCUCACCCCUUCUCGUAA
Messenger RNA from Clupea harengus (Atlantic herring), 1314 nucleotides. It is a transcript of the gene ehd1a, whose product is annotated as EH-domain containing 1a. Gene Ontology annotation, biological process: endosomal transport; endocytosis. The record is from RefSeq and is a predicted model, not a curated record. The coding region runs from base 745 to 1314 and encodes 189 amino acids. Gene Ontology annotation, cellular component: cytoplasm; plasma membrane. Gene Ontology annotation, molecular function: calcium ion binding; protein binding; GTP binding. NCBI's taxonomy places the organism in Eukaryota, Metazoa, Chordata, Actinopteri, Clupeiformes, Clupeidae. The transcript is spliced from 3 exons.